UUCACUGAUAAAACGUACAAAAGCAAAACCGAACCAAUAUAAAGCACAGAGCAAACCAAACCAAAAUGCCAAAAAUAUGAAAUAACCAAAUUUAGAAAAAACCAAUGUGGAAACCCUAAAUUUAUAUUCAUUUCAUUUUUUUUUUUUUUUUGGGUUGUUGAGUCUUUUGGAUUCGAUCUUCGAAAAUGGAGGCUAUGACGGAGCUAUGCGAUUUGGUGGCGCAAAACCCGACCCAAUUCUCCGACAAGUUGUCGUGGAUUUGCAACGGGUGUCCGCAACCCGAUUCGCUCUUAUCCGGAUCUCCUCCUCGGGUCUCUCGCACUCAGCUCAAUGCCAUUCUCGCCGUCGCUCGCUUCCUCUCCAAAUGCUCCGAUUUGUCGGACCCCCGCCCCAAAUCGGUCGCGCUCGGGCUCCUCCGGGCUGUUCCGGCUUCGUUUUCGCCGUCGUUUUGGCCGCAGUCGUAUAGCACGGACUCGAUCGGUUCUUUCUUCGCCGAUUUCUUGAGAUAUGUGUCGAAAGCGGCCGAUUCGUCUCCCGAUUUCGCUUCCGAGAUCGCGGAUUUCUCCGGCGACGUCGUUUUGUGCUCGAUUGGCGAUAAUUCCGCGAUCUCUAGGGUUUUUCUUACCGCUCUGUCGCAGAAUUUCUUGCCGAUUUCGAAUUCCGACGCUGAUAGGCUCGUCACGUGCCUGAUCGAUCAGGUGGCUAUCGCGGCGGCGCCGGGGACUCCGAGAGAACAUGCUCCGGCGAAUAAUUCCGCGGCCUCGUCGGCGCAGAGCUCGCCUUUGAGUGCGAACGCGAACCAUCAUUACCAACAAAAUGAGAGUACGAGCCCGGGGAAUGAGGUUAGCCACUUGUCUGGCUCGUCGAGCUCGAGGGUCGGUGAUGAGGUGACGAGUGCGACGUCGUCGAAAGGAUCGGUGGUGAUGAAUGGUGGUAGCAGCAUUUUGUGGAAGAGUGGUGUUGAUCAGUUGGGUUUGAAUUUUGGGUUCAAUGAUGGAGUUGGAGGUGGAGGUGGAGGUGGAGCUGCUGUGUUUAGGCAACAAGUGGUUUCGUUCGAGGACGAGUCAGUUGAAAGCUUGGAGAAGCAAGAGAUUGCUUUCAAAUUGAUUGCACACAUUUUGGAUAAGGUACAUGUUGAUACCAGGGUUUUGGAGCAGGUGAGGUUGAUCACCAAGAAGCAGCUUCAAUCUCUGUCAGUUUUUCUAAAGAUUAGGAAGCGGGAUUGGAAUGAACAAGGGGCAGUUUUAAAGGCCAGAAUCAAUACAAAAUUGGCAGUUUAUGAGGCUGCUGCGAAGUUGCAAAUUAAGAGCGUUGCAGUCUUUGAUUCUGAUGGGAAAUCCACCAAAAGGUUGGUGCAUGAGGCAGUUGCGUUGUUGAUUGAUGCUGCUGAAGCAUGUUUGUUGUCUGUUUGGAGGAAGUUGAGAGUUUGUGAAGAACUCUUUGGUUCUUUGCUUGCUGGGGUCGCACAAGUUGCCGUUGCUCGAGGAGGUCAGCCACUACGUGUUUUGCUCAUCCGCCUUAAACCCAUUGCGCUGGCUGUUUGUGCACAGGCUGAUACUUGGGGCAGCAGCCAGGGAGCCAUGUUUCAGAGUGUCAUGAAGACUAGUUGUCAAAUAAUUGAAUCAUGCUGGACCAAGGAGCGGGCUCCUGUUGACACAUAUAUCAUGGGAUUGGCUACGAGUAUACGUGAACGAAAUGAUUAUGAGGAACAGGGUGAUAAAGAGAAACAGGCAGUUCCUAUUGUGCAGCUUAAUGUUAUACGACUAUUAGCUGACUUGAAUGUGGCAGUCAAGAAGUCCGAAGUGGUGGACAUGAUAUUACCACUUUUUGUUGAAAGCUUAGAAGAGGGUGAUGCUUCAACUCCUAGUUUAUUGCGACUCCGACUUCUUGAUGCUGUAUCUCGCAUUGCAAGUCUAGGGUUUGAGAAGUCAUAUCGAGAAACGGUAGUUCUGUUGACAAGAAGUUACUUAGGUAAACUUUCAAGUCUAGGAUCUGCCGAAAGCAAAACAGUGGCACCCGAAGCCACUACAGAGCGUGUUGAGACUCUUCCUGCAGGAUUUCUUUUGGUUGCUAGUGGUCUUACGAGUCCAAAAUUGCGUUCAGACUAUCGUCAUCGUCUGCUAUCUUUGUGCUCAGAUGUAGGCCUGGCUGCUGAAUCCAAAAGUGGAAGGAGUGGAGCAGAUUUUCUGGGGCCUCUGCUUCCUGCUGUUGCUGAAAUAUGUUCUGACUUUGAUCCUACUGUAGAUGUGGAACCUUCACUUUUGAAGUUAUAUCGCAACUUGUGGUUUUAUGUUGCCCUUUUUGGCUUAGCACCUCCCAUACAGAAGAUUCAACUACCAACAAAGUCAGUAUCCAGUACACUGAAUAGCGUGGGAAGCAUGGGUGCUAUUGCUCUUCAAGCUGUGGGUGGACCAUACAUGUGGAAUACACAGUGGUCUUCUGCUGUACAGCGAAUUGCUCAGGGGACUCCUCCACUAGUUGUUAGCUCAGUGAAAUGGCUUGAAGAUGAGUUGGAGCUUAAUGCUCUUCACAACGCAGACAGUCGUCGAGGGAGUGGCAAUGAGAAAGCUGCUCUGACCCAGAGAACUGCUCUUUGUGCGGCUCUAGGAGGUCGAGUUGAUGUUGCAGCAACGAGCACAAUUUCAGGCGUAAAGGCUACCUAUCUUCUCGCCGUAGCUUUUCUGGAGAUUAUACGCUUCAGCAGCAAUGGUGGCAUCCUUAAUGGUGGCACUACGGUGACUGCUUCUAGAAGUGCCUUCAGUUGUGUCUUUGAAUACCUAAAAACUCAAAAUCUUCUGCCAGCUGUCUUUCAGUGUUUGACAGCAAUUGUCCACAGGGCUUUUGAAACGGCUGUGCUGUGGCUGGAAGAUCGAAUAUCUGAUACAGGCGAUGAAGCUGAGGUCAGAGACUCAACUCUUGUUGCUCAUACCUGUUUUCUCAUCAAGAGUAUGUCCCGAAGGGAGGAACACAUACGAGAUAUCUCUGUGAACCUUUUGACUCAGCUUAGGGAUAAGUUUCCACAGGUUCUAUGGAAUUCAUCUUGCCUAGAUUCACUUAUGUUUUCAAUUCAUAAUGAGUCACCUUCUGCUGUUGUCAACGAUCCUGCUUGGAUGGUGGCAAUUCGUUCUUUGUACCAAAAGGUUGUUCGGGAAUGGAUUAUUAAAUCACUUUCAUAUGCUCCUUGCACUAGCCAGGGUCUUCUACAGGAAAAGCUUUGUAAGGCAAACACAUGGCAAAGAGCACAGCAUACAACUGAUGUGGUUUCUCUUUUAUCUGAGAUAAGGAUUGGAACUGGUAAAAAUGAUUACUGGGCAGGCAUACAAACAGCAAAUAUUCCGGCGGUCAUGGCUGCUGCAGCUGCAGCAUCAGGAACGAACUUAAAAUUAACAGAAGCCUUUAAUCUGGAGGUACUCAGUACUGGUAUAGUCAGUGCAACAGUGAAAUGCAACCAUGCUGGAGAAAUUGCUGGUAUGAGAAGGUUGUAUAAUAGCAUUGGUGGAUUUCAAUCCGGUGCUCCAACAGGCUUUGGGCUUGGGGGCCUUCAACGGUUGAUAUCUGGGGCGUUUCCUCAACAGUCACAGGCCGAGGAUGAUUUAUUUAAUGGGAUGUUGCUUACAAAGUUUGUGCGUUUACUUCAACAAUUUGUCAACAUUGCAGAGAAAGGUGGGGAAAUGGACAAGUCACAAUUUCGUGAAACUUGUUCUCAGGCCACUGCAUUACUGCUGUCAAAUCUGGGUUCUGAUUCAAAAUCAAAUUUAGAGGGCUUUUCACAACUUCUGCGUCUUCUUUGUUGGUGUCCGGCUUAUAUUUGUACCCCUGAUGCAAUGGAAACUGGUGUUUUCAUUUGGACCUGGUUAGUUUCUGCUGCACCUCAAUUGGGACCUCUUGUACUUGCUGAGCUUGUUGAUGCAUGGUUAUGGACAAUUGAUACAAAGCGAGGUCUUUUUGCAUCUGAAGCAAGGUGUUCAGGGCCUUCUGCAAAAUUAAGGCCUCACCUUGCCCCUGGAGAGCCCGAAAUGCAGCCUGAAACUGAUCCUGUUGAGCAAAUAAUGGCUCAUAGACUAUGGCUUGGAUUUUUUAUUGAUCGCUUUGAGGUAAUUCGACAAAAUAGUGUUGAGCAACUCUUGCUCGUUGGUCGGAUGUUACAAGGGACCACAAAACUCCCUUGGAACUUUUCAAGCCAUCCUGCAGCCACUGGUACUUUUUUCACUGUCAUGCUUCUUGGGCUAAAGUUCUGCUCAUGCCAGUCCCAGGGAAAUCUGCAAAAUUUUAAGACGGGGCUUCAGCUACUGGAGGACCGGAUUUAUAGGGCCUCUUUGGGCUGGUUUGCUUAUGAGCCUGAAUGGUAUGACAUGAACAACAUGAAUUUCACUCAGAGUGAGGCUCAAUCUGUCUCUGUAUUUGUGCACUACCUGUCAAAUGAGCAAGUUGAUACUCUUCAAUCUGAUUCUAAAGCACGGGGACGAGAAAAUGGAAGUUUAUUGGUUGAUGUGAAUGGUCAACAUCAUCCCGUGUGGGGCCAGAUGGAGAACUAUGCAGUGGGAAGAGAAAAACGAAAGCAGCUGCUUAUACUGCUUUGCCAGCAUGAGGCCGAGAGGCUAGAAGUUUGGGCUCAACCCCUUAACUCAAAGGAAAGUACAUCUUCCCGGCCUAAAAUUAGCUCGGAGAAAUGGAUUGAAUAUGCUAGGACAGCUUUCUCUGUAGAUCCUCGGAUUGCCUUUUCCUUGGGCUCAAGGUUCCCAUCAAACACAUAUUUGAAGGCUGAAAUAACUCAGCUAGCUCAGACACAUAUAUUGGACAUCCGUUGCAUUCCUGAGGCAUUACCAUAUUUUGUCACCCCAAAGGCAGUUGAUGAGAAUUCUGUACUUCUGCAACAAUUGCCACACUGGGCUGCCUGUUCAAUUACACAAGCUCUUGAGUUCCUCACUCCUGCUUAUAAGGGUCAUCCACGUGUUAUGGCAUAUGUUCUUAGGGUACUGGAGUCCUAUCCUCCUGAACGAGUAACCUUCUUCAUGCCACAGCUUGUGCAGGCUCUGCGAUAUGAUGAAGAGAAGUUAGUCGAAGGAUAUUUGCUUAGAGCAACUCAAAGGAGUGACAUAUUUGCUCAUAUUCUGAUCUGGCAUCUACAGGGUGAGGCGGUACCAGAAUCAGGGAAAGAUGCUGUCUCUGGAAAGAAUGGCUUUCAAGCACUGUUGCCAGUGGUUAAAGAUCGCAUUAUUGAUGGUUUUACUCCCAAGGCACACGAUUUGUUUAACAGAGAAUUUGAUUUCUUUGACAAAGUUACAUCAAUUUCUGGUGUGCUUUUUCCACUUGCUAAGGAAGAGCGCCGAGCUGGUAUCCGUAGGGAGUUGGAGAAAAUUGAACUGGAGGGAGAAGACCUCUAUUUACCUACUGCCCCUAACAAGCUUGUCAGGGGUAUUCGGGUGGAUAGUGGAAUACCCUUACAAUCGGCAGCAAAAGUCCCAAUUAUGAUUACAUUUAAUGUGGUAGAUCGGGAUGGGGACCACAAUGAUAUAAAGCCUCAAGCUUGCAUUUUCAAGGUUGGAGAUGAUUGUCGACAGGAUGUUCUUGCUCUUCAAGUGAUAGCACUACUUAGAGACAUAUUUGAAGCAGUUGGAAUUAACCUGUAUCUGUUCCCUUAUGGUGUUCUCCCAACUGGCCCGGAGAGAGGCAUAAUUGAGGUUGUGCCUAAUACACGGAGCAGAAGUCAAAUGGGUGAAACCACCGAUGGUGGUUUGUAUGAGAUUUUUCAACAAGACUAUGGGCCUGUUGGCUCUUCUAGUUUUGAAGCUGCCCGUGAGAACUUUAUCAUUAGCAGCGCUGGUUAUGCAGUUGCCAGCCUUUUACUUCAACCAAAGGAUAGGCACAAUGGGAAUCUUCUUUUUGACAAUGUGGGGAGGCUUGUUCAUAUCGAUUUUGGUUUCAUAUUGGAAACUUCGCCGGGUGGAAAUAUGCGUUUUGAAAGUGCACACUUUAAGCUGAGCCAUGAGAUGACGCAAUUACUAGACCCAUCCGGGACUAUGAAGAGUGAAACUUGGAACCUAUUUGUAAGUUUAUGCGUGAAGGGGUACCUUGCUGCCCGCCGAUAUAUGGAUGGGAUUAUAAACACAGUGAUGUUAAUGCUGGAUAGCGGAUUACCUUGCUUUAGCAGGGGUGAUCCCAUUGGAAACCUUCGCAAGAGAUUUCAUCCUGAGAUGAGUGAGCGCGAGGCAGCCAACUUCAUGAUCCGUGUGUGUACAGAUGCUUACAACAAGUGGACAACUGCAGGCUAUGACUUAAUACAAUAUCUGCAACAGGGUAUCGAGAAGUAGAUUUCUGGAGUUUGACUCACUUGUACAUGUUUGCUUGUAAUUCUAUCAUAUUUAUUGUCAUAUAGUAGCGAUUUUUCCUGGGGGAUGCCCACUUUCGUAGCGUUGAGGUGAGUACAGUACAAAAAAAAAAAAAAAAAAACGGCAGACACUGAAUUGAGUUCUUUGUAACCUAGAGGUGGGAUUCCUCCCAAGGUUUGUAAAAAUAUAGUUUGUAGUUGAUAUUUAUUAAUGAAAUUAGCAAAAUUUAUUCUGUUGAUUGGCAAACAAACAUGUUUGAAGCAGAUGGACAACAGGAUGGACUUGUUUAAACGUCUGUGCUGCUUGUUUUCUUGUAAUGUAAUUUUUAUUUUUUGGUU
Molecule: messenger RNA, 6667 nt
Organism: Quercus robur (English oak)
Lineage: Eukaryota; Viridiplantae; Streptophyta; Magnoliopsida; Fagales; Fagaceae
Product: phosphatidylinositol 4-kinase alpha 1
Exons: 26
Coding region: 186-6311 (2041 amino acids)
Biological process (GO): phosphatidylinositol-mediated signaling; phosphatidylinositol phosphate biosynthetic process
Cellular component (GO): cytoplasm; plasma membrane
Molecular function (GO): 1-phosphatidylinositol 4-kinase activity
Source: RefSeq, a predicted model, not a curated record